CUUUUUCAAAAUUUGAAAGCUAUGCAGGUGAGUUGUCAGCAGUGCUGGUCGGAAAAUUUUGUUGCUGUCUAUGUUCAGUUUUACUUAAGUGAAUUAUAUCUUUUAGAAUAAUAAUAGACAGCUCGAUAAAAUUGCGGAAAGGCGGGCAGCAGACACGAAAUACCCUAGGUUGUUUGGCUGUUCCCGAUCAACCUAUUACAGAAGGUUGAGGAAAAUAAAAGGACAGUUUAUAAAGAAGUGUCAGUUACCGAGCUGUGACGAAGAGACAGACAAUCCAGUUGUCGUCACAGAAUCGCGUACUAACGAUUUAUAUACCGACUCUUUUCCAUCCAGUAAUAUUGGUAUGUUUAAGUGUUCUACCUUAAGCCACGAAUGUACGUGGAUAACAGUAACAGACAUACUUUCAACAGGAACGUUUUCUCCUAUUGCGAGUUCAUAGACAGCUGACGUAUCAUCACCACCACUUCCACGUACGUCGACGGAAGUUGAUAAACCUUUGUGCGAUGAUACAAACAAAAUGUUAAGAACGCUCCUGAAAUCGGUCAGUGAGCUGUCUACGAAAAUAGACAAACUCAUAUUUUUGUGUCAACGCUCAGCCAUGGGUGUGAUCGAUAGGCGUACAGAGGAAAUGGAUAGUGAUGCUAUACAUUUCCCAUUAAGAACGCAUGAGGAGUUGCGUUCUUUAGAGGCAGCUUUAGAUAACAAAAAAUACCGAGAUCAUUUCGUGGCAAGGUUACGCAACCUAAUGUGUGACGAUACUCGGAAAUCAGCUAAAGCUUGUCUUCAAUACAUCCUGUCGCCGGAACUCGCGAACAUUUACACUUUGCACGGAACCAGAAGUAAAUUUGGUAUAAGUAAGUACAAAUUUUACUCGACGGUUCAAAGUGCUUUGUGUUCACAUUUCCGAAGUGCAAGCUGCCCGGAAAAAGAAAUAUUACACGCCAUGGCUACAGCAAGCCAGGCCUUCUUGCAUGACGCAAGAAAUAAAGUACAUAAACGUGGAUGGCGAUCCAAAGAAAGGCUGGCUUCGCAGGCUUUAUCAGACGUUACUGUAAGUUCUUUGUUCGCAUUAAUAAGAACAUUGUCAUACUAUUGAUACAUUACCAACCUUUCACAUAUCUCGACGCGUUAUUAUACACUAAAAAUGAUUUAUUUAUUUUUUAGAACAUUAUCAAUGACACUUCUACGUCGACGUAACGUGUUGCUGUUACAACGCAAUGAAAAACUUUGUAUAAAUGAUUCAUUUGUAAUUUUAUUAACUGUAAUAAACAUUUAUAUAAUUCAUAAA
Molecule: messenger RNA, 1288 nt
Organism: Schistosoma margrebowiei
Lineage: Eukaryota; Metazoa; Platyhelminthes; Trematoda; Strigeidida; Schistosomatidae
Source: the annotation of a GenBank genome assembly